Molecule: messenger RNA, 4143 nt
Organism: Lingula anatina
Lineage: Eukaryota; Metazoa; Brachiopoda; Lingulata; Lingulida; Lingulidae
Biological process (GO): intracellular calcium ion homeostasis; calcium ion transmembrane transport
Cellular component (GO): membrane; endomembrane system
Molecular function (GO): calcium:proton antiporter activity
Source: RefSeq, a predicted model, not a curated record
CUUCUCUCCUCCGCGGCACCAGGUAAACAACUAGGGUAAAAUGGAUAAAGGGGCUGAUGAGACGACUACUCUUUUGAGUAACCAAACACAAAACUAUGGCCCGGGAGCAGUGGACCAAAGUAUAGAAAUUUCAGACCAAGGUCGCCAAAGCCCAGAACCAUCAACUCCACCUGUGGGCCUUACAUCUAGUAUGGAAAGAAAUAAGAACCUACGACAGCGCCAUCUACGGUCUGGGGAAUGGGACGGUGCUGUAGAUGGCACCAGCAGUGGUGAUGAUGGAAUGUACGUGUUUGUACAGAAACCUGAGAAUGAAGUGGAAGCCCAGAGAAUGCAGCAAAAUUAUAUGUUUGGUUUCAAGAAAUGGAAAAGUCAUGUGACAGCACGCCCUCUGGCAGACAGAUCUGACAUUGUGAAACAGUUGUACGCAGAACAGGAGAAGGUGCCACCACCACAAGUAUCAGUUUACAGACCUUCUAAUUUCCUGUAUGUUAUCUUACUUGGCUGGUGGAUUGCCUUACUUUACUGUAUAGUGGGGUGCCUCAUGCUCUUCACUAUCAUAGGAAGAAAAUAUGCUUUUUUCUGCUGGAAGAUGGCUGGUUACUUUUUCUGGCCGUUUGGGAAAUUUGUCUCAAUGGUACUCCCUAGAGUCAUCAGACUUAAUGAGAGUGGCACAUUGCUAGAGUCAAGGGACAGGGAUUACACUGUCAGUGACACGGUGCCUCUAGUCUCAGGAACACCCAGCCUGGGAACUAAACAUAGUAGCUAUGGUUACUGGAAACAUCCCCAGACAUAUGUAUGGCUAGUGCUGGGUCUUCCACUGUUGUUUAUCGUCCAUGGAGUGGUGUUCCUCCUCUCCUGGUUCUUAGUUAUCACCAUCCCAGUAGCUAAGUUAAACCUCAAGGCCAUAAGAGUUAUGCUGUUUCUUCCUCCUGACACUGUUCAAAUCAAAACUUCCAGCAUGAGCCUAGUGAGUCCUGACAGUGAGAUCAUCAUCUACACACACCAGUCUGUGAAUUUUUAUUACUACAAGUACACAGUUGACGGCAUGAACGUUAUCUUAGUCAACCUACUGGUAUUUGUUCUCCUCUCUCUGGUGUUAGGGUAUGCUGACAGAGACAACCACCUCACAGGGGAUGUUACUAAAUUUAUCUUGUCGUUCCUUGCCCUCAUCCCUCUGUCAUAUUACAUUGGAAUGGCUAUCACUAGUAUCUCAGCCCAGAGUAACUUUGCUGUGGGCGCCUUGCUCAAUGCCACAUUUGGCUCCAUAGUAGAGAUCUCCCUGUAUACUGUAGCUCUUGUGAAGGGGAGACAGAGUGAAAAUACUAAAUGUUAUUCAGAGUUAGUGAAGUCUGCACUGGCAGGUACACUGUUGGGGACCAUGUUAUUAGUGCCGGUGACAUUUGCUGUGGCUCACCAUGAGUUACAUUUUGAUAAAUGUCCCCAUGUUUCUCAUCCUGUUAUUCAGGGACUCUGUAUGAUAAUUGGGGGUCUGAAGCAUCGCCUGCAGGUGUUCAACCCCAGAUCUGUAGGAGUCAGCUCUUCUUUACUCUUUGUCUCUGUGGCAGGUGCCUUCACCCCCACCAUCUUCUCCAAGGCGUACGGCACUCUUCAGUGUGGUGAAUGUGUGUACGAUACGAACAGAACCACCAGUGUUCUUCCCAAUACUUCCUACGCCCUGCAGUGCCAGGACUGUGAAUACUCUGUGUUUGGUUUCAAUGGGGACCACACCCUAUAUGACAAUCACAUCCGCCCCCUGGUGUAUGCCUGUGCUCUGGUGCUCCCCAUAGCUUACCUCAUAGGACUGAUAUUCACCAUGAAGACACACAAAUCUCACAUCCAUGACAAGUUCAUGGAGGAGGCGAAGUCACGGGGCACCGGUGAUGGUCAUGGUACAGAUGUCCACUGGGGGAGAAUUAAAAGCACAGUUAUCUUGCUGUGUUCUGUUAUACUGACCUCUCUGAGUGCUGACAUUGCCACGGAACACAUACAACCUGUACUAGAAAACUCCUCAGUAUCACUGUACUUCCUGGGUGUCACCCUGCUAGCUCUGGUCCCUGAUAUCCCAGAGGUGGUCAACGGGAUACAGUUUGCACUGCAGAAUAAUGUUAAUCUUAGUAUUGAGGUGGGAACAACCACUGCAGUUCAAGUUUGCAUGCUUCAGAUGCCUCUUCUGGUACUGCUGGACCUCAUCUAUCCGGUAGACUUUUACCUCAUCUUUAGUGACCUUCACCUCUGGGCUGUGAUUUUCUCAGUUAUUGUGAUGAACUACGUCUUCCAAGAUGGAAAGUCCAAUUAUUUCCAAGGUUCAGCGUUGUUUAUGGUGUACGUCCUGCUGAUACUGAUGUACUUCUUCUCCCCCGCUGGCAACGAGGUGUGUGGGUCACCCUGACCUGGUCACCUUGACCUGACCUCACCUUGACCUGGGUCACCUUGACCUUGGUCACUUUGAUCUGGGUCACCUUGACCUGACCACACCUUGCCCUGAUUAUUAUAAAACUGGUGCUUGUACUGAGGUCUGCUUCACAGAUUCUCUCACUGCUGCUCUUGUCUGUGUUAUGUUUUGUUGUGACUGGUUGUGAACUCCAUGUUAACUUGUUACUAUUGUUGACAGUUAUUUGUAAUGGUUAAGGUGUUCUAUGAUUUUUAUAUUAAGAGUAUUAGAGCAAGUAUUAGGUUGUGUUUUUAGCAUGAUAAUUGUACAAGUUUCAAAUAUUACACUAUUGGCUUUCAGGGUAAGAGUGAUACUGUUCUCUUUUAAUAUUUUAAAUCUUUUAAUUGAUCCUAUUUCUUGGUUAAGGAGUAUGGAUAUUGAUUUUGGACUUUAAAACGAGAGACAACGAUGAAUUUUAAAGAUGUUUUUCUCUUGUUGAAGAGAUUUGUAUGUUGUCAUGAUCUUUGGUUACUGUUUACAAAAAAAUCUGCUGUAGCUGCUACAUUAAUGUCAUUUGUCAAUCUUGUCUUAUUUGUGCAAUAUUUCUGUUUUAUGGUAGUGUUAAUAAGAAUAUGCUUUACAGCUGUGGAUGAACAAAUAUUGAUACUGUACAUGGCACUUACAAUACAUUAUUUGUUUAAAUGUUUCUUCUUAUGUGUGCUAUGUAUCAGCUUAUCUUCUGUUACGUUGAUUACCUUUAAAUAUGUACAGAUUAUAUUUGUAAAAUGUUUUAAAAAAUCAAAUUUAUAUUAUCAUGGGCAUUAGUUAUUUUAAGUUGAGAAGUAUUAUUUAUUUUAUUGCUGUUUAUAUUAAGAAAAUGUACGGCAUGUAUUCAGUGUAGAUAUUUUAAAAUUGAAAAUUUUGAUAUUUAAAGAAGUGGUUUGAUAAUUUCACCUAUAUUUUUGAUUGAAUUAUAUUGUAUUAGAACACUGGUUACCACUGACAUUAAGGGAACUUGGUGAGUUCCCGAAGAAUAUGAAGCUGUUAUUGUAUAUGUGUGUUUUGCUAAAGAUAUUUAUUUUAUCCUCGCACUUGCUCUGUUAUUAAAGCUCACCACGAACUUUUUCAGAACUAUUGAGAUUUUUUCAACACGUGUUUGGUUCAUCAGUGGUCUUUAUGGAUCUUCCGAAACAACGAUAUUGAUCUGUGUGACGUUCGGUGUAAGACCCGUGUUAACGUUCUUUUAUAUCCACUUUAUAAUACUUUACGGCCGAUUACAAUAUGCAUCUGCUUUAUUUAUCACUGAAUUGUUUCUGUUAGCGGUAGAUUAUGUUUAUUUACUGUAGGAUAUAUACGUUUUAAGUAAGACAGGGAUGCUUUAAUAAUUUGAUAUCUGUUACGUUGGCUAUGUCUUUCGAUAAACUGAAAUACAAACAUUGCUCAAAUAUCUUAGACCUAGAGAAAGUAUAUUUAAGUUGGCCAUGGUCAUUAUUAUACAAUAUGUGACAUUUUUGGGUGAUAUAUUAUCAAAACUUGCACGAGUAGAUAGCGGUUGUGAUAUAUUCUAGGUACUGAUUUCAGGGUAUACUCCUACGUGUACAUACCGGUAGUUGACAGUGAACCGAGUUUGAGGGAUAGUAAAGUUGGUCCAUGUUUUUAUAUUGUGAUACAUUUUAAUGAUAAAAAUCAACUUGGAAACGUUUUAUGGUAAUGGCAUGAGUAUGUAAAUAUAUUUACAGUUUCACUUCCAGACUUUGAGUCAAUAAAAUAUU